Molecule: messenger RNA, 1562 nt
Organism: Tarenaya hassleriana
Lineage: Eukaryota; Viridiplantae; Streptophyta; Magnoliopsida; Brassicales; Cleomaceae
Product: protein LATERAL ORGAN BOUNDARIES
Exons: 2
Coding region: 778-1332 (184 amino acids)
Source: RefSeq, a predicted model, not a curated record
AAAUACAUACACAAAUACACAAACAAACCCCAUAUAACUCGGUUUCCUCUCAACAAUGCUUUGAAACCGACCCAAUUGAUUACAGAAAAUAAUUCUGCAAUAAUUUCUAAAAACUAUCAAUACACAUAUUUAUAGAGAUAAUUUAGUAACCGAUAGAAACUUCCCAACCUUAACUGCAGAAUUAAAAACUUCCAAAUAACCGAUUGAAACUGCUCUUGAAUCACAUAUCUAACAGGGUCACUUAGGGUUGCUUUAGGUUUUAGGGACUGUGUAUUAAGGGAAUAUUUGUAGUUGUUAAAUAAAUGCAUGGGAGAAAGAAAAGAGGGGAAGGGGACAAAAUGGGCAAACAUUGAGUUGAUAUUAUUAUUUGAGAUGAAAGGUCACAGUCAUUCUUUUUGAGGGCUCUCGUCCUGUUUAUUGCUUAUUGUUAUUAUUACUCUCUUGUCUUUUGCCCUUCUUCUCCAAUCCCCACUCACUCCCCUCUCACUGUGUUGCCCUUUUUAUUUGUUUUGGCUCCCUGAAAUCUUCUCUCCAUCUCUUUCUCGAUUCCUCUUAAGAAAUUAGGGUUUCCCCUUGUUUGAGGAUAACCCUAAUCCCUCAAUAUCUAUAUCGAUCCUUUUUGCGGUUUCGUUGGCUAAGGGUUGAAGCCUAUACUCUACACGCUUUGGAAGCAAAAUUCAAAGGGUAAAAAGCCCUUGAAAGAGGGAGAAAGCUAUACUUAGAUCGUCAAAGAACCUAGAUCUAAAGGCAGAAAAUCAAGAGAAAAACCUAAGGGAAAUGGCAUCGUCGUCGAGCUCAUACAACUCACCUUGCGCGGCGUGCAAGUUCCUCCGCCGGAAAUGCAUGCCGGGAUGCAUAUUCGCGCCUUAUUUUCCGCCGGAGGAGCCUCAGAAGUUCGCCAACGUCCACAAGAUCUUCGGGGCGAGCAACGUGACGAAGCUCCUGAACGAGCUCCUCCCUCACCAGAGAGAGGACGCCGUCAACUCUCUCGCCUACGAGGCCGAGGCUCGGGUCCGGGACCCGGUCUACGGCUGCGUAGGAGCCAUCUCCUACCUGCAGCGACAGGUCCACAGGCUCCAGAAGGAGCUCGACGCCGCCAACGCCGACUUGGCACGUUACGGCCUCUCCGGGUCCGGCGAGGUGGACCUCGUCUUUCAGCCUCAGCCGCCGCCGCCUCCGGCGCAACCGCAGGGGGCGUAUAGGAUGCCUCUAGGGGCAAAUCCGGUAAUUCGCCCUGGAGGAGGAAGGGGUUUAGGGUAUGAUAAUCAUCAGCCUUUUGGACCUUCUCUUCCUUGGAACGAUGAAGAAGGAGGACAAGGAGGCAACAUGUGAGAGAUUCCGAGGGAGUUGUUGUCGUAUAUAUGACGCUUCAUAUCUCCCGUUUUAUGUUAUCGUGAGUUUGUGGUUUCAAGACCGGAGUUCAUGCGGUUUGAGUUUGCUAUAUGUGUGUGUAUGUAUCGUAAGGGUGCUAUAUAUAUAUAUAUAUAUAUAUAUUUGUUGUGUCGGACAUAUUAUUCAAUGUUGGUGAAUUCUGUUGAUGUCACUUGUGUUGACUGUUCUUU